Messenger RNA from Trichophyton benhamiae CBS 112371, 4335 nucleotides. RefSeq lists its product as uncharacterized. The transcript has 3 exons. The record is from RefSeq and is a predicted model, not a curated record. Gene Ontology annotation, biological process: DNA-templated transcription. Gene Ontology annotation, molecular function: DNA-directed RNA polymerase activity; DNA binding. Lineage: Eukaryota; Fungi; Ascomycota; Eurotiomycetes; Onygenales; Arthrodermataceae. Bases 1 to 4335 code for a protein of 1444 amino acids.
AUGAUGGCCACAGAUGCUCUGCCUGUUGACCCGGGCAAGGCCCAGGUCAUAGACCGGGUGCCCAAGGUUAUUAAAGAGAUUAAUUUCGGUGUCCUUUCAAAUCAGGACAUCAUCAGCCAGGCGCACGUUGAAAUCUCAGAUAGAAAGCUUUUUGAUCUCGAUAAUAAUCGCGCGGUCGCUCGAAAUGGACCUAUGGACCCUCGCCUUGGUAUAUCUAACAAGUCAGAUACUUGCGAAACCUGCGGUGGUGAUCUACAGGAAUGUAACGGGCACUUCGGAUAUGUUCGACUCGUCCUUCCUGCUUUCCAUGUCGGAUACUUUAAGCGCACUAUCGAGAUAUUACAGGAUAUUUGCAAGGAUUGCUCCAAGAUUUUGCUUCCAGAAGACGAGAGAAGAUCAUAUUUGAAAGAACUACGGCGACCCGGGUUGGAUAAUCUAAGACGCAUGCAGAUAAAUAAGCGCAUUAACGUCAGGUGCCGGAAGACGCCGGUAUGCUAUUACUGCAAUGCAAUCAACGGAACUGUCAAGAAAGCGAGUACCGGAGCUUUGAAGAUCGUUCAUGACAAGUUCAGGGCCUUCAACGCUUCCCUCUCGGCUAAGAAAAUACCUCCUCCCAGCAAGCUUGCCUUUGACCGGUCCUUUGAGGAAGCAAAAAAGUCCAACCCGGAUAUCGAGAAGCAUUACAGACGUGUUUUCGAUGACCUAAAUCCUCUUCGGGUGCUGAAGCUGUUUCGUCGGAUUUCCAAUGAAGAUUGCGAAUUGCUUAGUUUGAAUGUGGACGGAGCUCGGCCGGAAUAUUUCCUUUGGCAGUUUAUUCCUGCUCCCCCGGUUCCUAUUCGGCCAUCCGUCGGCCAAGAGGGAGCUAGUACGGAAGACGACCUGACCGCAAAACUGGGAGACAUUGUCCAGAGCAAUCUAAAUUUGAAAAUGGCUCUGGAUAAAGGGGCACCUGUCCAGACCAUUAUCGAAUGCUGGGACUACAUGCAACUUCAGAUUGCAGUGUACAUCAACAGUGAUAUCCCUGGCUUACAGAACACGGAUUCCAAAAAGACCAUUCGAGGGUUGUGUCAAAGGUUAAAGGGCAAACAGGGGCGAUUCAGAGGAAACUUAUCGGGAAAGCGUGUUGAUUUUUCUGGACGAACUGUCAUCUCACCAGAUCCUAAUUUGCGCAUUGACGAAGUUGCCGUUCCUCAGCUGGUUGCCAUGAACAUGACCUAUCCAGAGCGAGUAACAAGAUAUAACAAAGAAAAGCUACGUCAGUGUAUACGGAAUGGUACAAAAACUUGGCCUGGGGCAAACUAUCUGAUAAAAGAAGGCAACUCAUUCAGGCUCUUUCUAAAGUAUGGCAACCUGAACAUGAUAGCAAACCAGCUCCGGGAAGGUGAUAUAGUUGAGCGGCAUUUAGAAGAUGGGGAUAUUGUUCUGUUCAAUCGUCAGCCAUCCCUUCACAAACUGAGUAUCCUUUCACAUUUUGUCAAAGUCCGACCUCAUAGGACGUUCCGGUUGAAUGAGUGUGUUUGCAACCCCUACAACGCCGAUUUCGACGGUGAUGAGAUGAACUUGCAUGUUCCGCAAACUGAAGAAGCAAGGGCUGAAGCUAUGGAACUUAUGGGAGUUAAAAGCAACCUGGCCACACCCAAGAACGGAGAGCCAAUUAUUGCUGCUAUCCAGGAUUUCAUUACUGCUGCCUAUCUGCUCAGUAGUAAGGAUAAUUUCUUUGAUAGAAAAACAUUUACUCAAAUAUGUCUAUCCAUGCUUGACUCCAGCACCCGAUUCGAGCUCCCACCCCCAGCAACUAUUAAGCCGCAAAUGCUCUGGACCGGCAAGCAGGUGUUCAGCGUUCUCAUGAGACCAAACAAAGACUGCCCCGUCAAAGUCAACCUUGAUGCGGCAUGUCGUCAACUCAAGCUCGUCAAGGGUCAGCCGAGAGAUCUAUGUGAGAAUGACGGAUGGCUCUGUAUCCGCAAUUCAGAAAUGUUGUGUGGUGUUGCAGACAAAUCAACAAUCGGAGCUGGAAAGAAGGAUAAUAUCUUCUUCGUCAUCCAAAGAGAUUUUGGGUACGCAGCUGCAGCAGAAGCCAUGAACAGGCUGUCGAAACUCUCUGCCAGGUGGUUGACAAAUAAGGGCUUCUCAAUUGGUAUCACUGACGUAUAUCCAGGAGAAAGCCUAGUCAAGCUAAAAGAUACCUUGAUAAACACUGCUUUCCAGCAAUGUGAUGAUCUAAUCACAGCUGCUAGUAAAGAGAAACCCCAGAUGGGUAAAUCGGAUAGCCGCCAAACGGCAGAGAACGAAAUCACCGGUAUCCUUAACAAAGUUCGUCAGCAAGCUGGUGAAUACUGUAUUUCAGAACUAAGCAAGCACAACGCGCCCCUUAUUAUGGCAACAUGCGGCUCCAAGGGAUCCAAUAUCAACGUGUCUCAGAUGGUAGCUGUCGUCGGACAACAAUCCAUUGAGAACGCUCGUGUCUCCAAAGGUUUCCAGGACCGUACCCUACCACAUUUUGCCCGCCAUUCCCAGCAUGCUCUUGCAAAGGGUUUUGUACGAAAUAGUUUCUUCUCUGGACUUACUCCUACCGAAUUUCUUUUCCACGCUAUGUCUGGUCGUGAGGGUUUGAUUGAUACCGCCGUUAAGACUGCAGAAACAGGCUAUAUGUCUCGAAGACUUAUGAAAUCUCUCGAGGAUCUAUCUACUCGAUACGACAAUACUGUCCGGGAUUCGUCUUCAUUCAUCAUCCAGUUUCAGUAUGGAGAUGAUCAGUUGGACCCUGUCAAUAUGGAAGCUUCAGCUAAACCCGUUCACUUCGACCGUACCUUUACGCAUGCAGAGAGUACUACAUACGACAAAGAUGAGAAGGGCCUAUCUGCAGAUGAAAUAUUGGCCCUAUGUGAAGAACUUAUAGCUCCUGAGCGCAAGAAAUUGGUUCGGUACGAUCUACUCGGAAACACGCUCUCUUAUAAAGCUGAAAACGACUUCGCUACCGACCAGUGGGAAAGCAACCGUGACUUCUUAAGUUCGAUUGAAGAGUAUGUGGCAGCGAAGGCUGCACAACUUAGACCUAGCGAUAAUGAAGAAGGCAAAGAGCAGAUGGCGUUUACGCAUACUAGCAAAAUUUCCGCUAGAACACUCAAGGCUUUCAUCACUUCGUGUUUGGAUAAGUAUAUGCGUGCACAUGUCGAGCCCGGCCACAGUAUAGGAGCCAUUGGUGCACAAUCGAUUGGAGAACCUGGAACACAAAUGACACUGAAAACUUUCCAUUUCGCUGGUGUUGCUGGUAUGAGUAUUACCCAAGGUGUUCCGCGUAUCAAGGAAAUUAUCAACGCAUCAAAAGAGAUCAGUACGCCGAUCAUCACUUGCGAGCUUGUGAACAAGACGGACAUGCGUAUUGCUGAGAUCGUCAAAGGCCGAGUUGAGAAACUUUUCCUCAAGGAUAUUGUCUACUAUAUUGAAGAAAACCGCUCUCAGACAUCCUCUUUUAUCAACAUCAAGGUUGACUUCUCAACGAUCAAAAAGUUGCAGCUUGAGUUGACGCUACGGCAAAUUUUACUUGCCAUUAAGAAGCACAAAGCGUUCAAAGCCGCUGACCUGACUUUCCGGUCCUUCAACUCGCAUAUCCACAUCUACGUGGAUGAAGGUGCCUCAAUGGCAGGUGUUUCGGUCUCUGAGCAAAAGAUCACAGGCUCAGACCCAUACAUUCGAAUCAACUAUUUGAGGCGAAUUCUGCCGAACAUCCAAGUGUUCGGCUAUCCGGACUGCACCCGAGCAGUGAUUCGUGUCGGAGAAAAAGUUGCCACUAACAUUCUUUUGGUUGAAGGAUAUGGCCUCCGGGCAUGCAUGACGACUGAUGGCAUUGAGGGCCACCGUACCCGCACCAACCACGUCAUGGAGAUGCGGGACGUUCUUGGUAUCGAGGCAGCGCGAACGACGAUUAUCGACGAAAUCAGCUCUGUCAUGUCGGGCAUGGCGAUUGAUCCUCGGCAUAUGCAACUCCUUGCAGAUGUUAUGACAUAUAAAGGCGAGGUGCUUGGAAUUACCCGUUUCGGGCUGGCUAAGAUUCGCGAUUCAGUUCUUCAGUUGGCGAGUUUUGAGAAGACUGCGGACCAUCUCUUUGAUGCGGGUGGUGCGGGCAGACGUGACACUGUCCAAGGAGUGUCAGAGUGUAUCAUCAUGGGCAAGACUAUCUCAUUGGGCACAGGUAGUAUGGAGGUUGUUCGAGAUCUGAAGCUUCUUGACAGCCAUGUGGGUAAGAAGAAGACAGUGUUUGAUGACGCGUGGAGGGACAUAUGUGAACCGAAGCAGAGAAGACGGACUCUUCCCCGUAUGGCUAUGGCUUGCUAG